Molecule: messenger RNA, 201 nt
Organism: Blepharisma stoltei
Lineage: Eukaryota; Ciliophora; Heterotrichea; Heterotrichida; Blepharismidae
Source: the annotation of a GenBank genome assembly
AUGCUGGUAUUUGAUUAUCAAUUGAAAUUAUUGAUCCUUGCAGUUGUCAGACUUAUUCCAAUAAAGUCACCAUUUUGUAUGUUUGCAGAUAGCUUGAUGCCAGAAAUUGUAAGAGAGCUGGUUGAAGAAAUGUCUCAAGCUUGAGAUGAAGAGUUUGUAUUUGCAGGUUUACAAGAUUCUGUUGAGCAUUUUGAUUGUUAG